Molecule: messenger RNA, 3219 nt
Organism: Cylindrotheca closterium
Lineage: Eukaryota; Bacillariophyta; Bacillariophyceae; Bacillariales; Bacillariaceae
Source: the annotation of a GenBank genome assembly
AUGAGCGACACUAGGGGUCCUGAGAAAGAUGCUAUGGAUAUCGUUUUGCCGCGGUACGAGAUUGAACAAGGAGAGAACUGGCUACGGCUCUUACAGAAAGAGGGUCGCUCUAUCUUGGAUGACACGCAGAAUACUCAAGAACUUCAAAACGAAUCGCAGGGUUUGACUAUUUACCCUUCCAUUGUUGCGCUAUCACAUGUUGGUAUUGUUCGGCCAUCAAUGGAUUGCUUCAUUUGCAUUGAUUUGGAUGGCGUAAGUUUAGCAGUGAAGGACAUGAGAAACCCUGAUUUAUCGGAUAGGAAAGUUAGCAACAAAGAUGUGAGCCAGAGGAGCAGUCAGCUCGGGAUAUAUCGCAGGCAAACAGGUCAUUGGGAAGUGCUCCAGCGACGUCGUCUACGGAUUCUCUCCCCCGGAGACCGCAUCUGCACGUCCAUUGAAGGAGGUAAGCCAGGAGGCCUCUGUUUGGAGUAUCAUUCUGGUGAGAAGCCACUGGAGGAGAAAAACGAGACUCUAUCCCUAGGGUUGCUAACGCAGCCCCAGGAUCAAGAAGAUGAAACACUUGUAGAGGAUGAAUAUGUGACACAGACACAUCAAAGCGUGUCAUCACAGAAGGUUGAAAUUCUUGGUGACGACGAAGAUGACGAUUCGGACAGAACGGUUUGUUUAGAAGAGUCGAACCCUCUUGACUGUGCAACGGCUGCUUCACAAGCGAGUUUUAACCUUCUUGCCACACAACCUGAUUCGGACGAAGAAACUGAUGUCGAAAAAAAAGGGCAAAAACAAGACAAAUUUCUAGAGGCAUCAUCAAAAGGAAGAAAGGAGAAGCCUACCUCGAACAAUGACGCUCUGGCGAGUGUUUUCGGGCCCUGGGCAAAGCCAAUGGAUCGGAAUUCUGGGGUGGCAACAAAGCAUGCAGGCGAUUCUGACGACGACACCGAUGUUGGCGAGGUUGGCCAGGAAAAUGAUCCAAUAGAGGACCGACUUUUACAUGAGAAAGAUCAAUCUGUAACGAAGUUCGCAAAAACAACCGACGACAAAGAUAGAUGCAACGAAGAAACGAACAGAAUUAGCUCCACCUUGUUGAGUGACCCAAUUGAAGACUCGGACGACGACACAGAUACAGAGGGCGAAAAGAAUGUUUAUUUGGCCAACCAUCGGACACCCAAGGUACAGCCCCAUGAAAGAAAAACACAGACGUCUGUGUCCAAGAAACUAGGAGAAGCACCUCCCAGUAUCCUGCACCAUUCGACUGCUAAAAUUUCUACCGAGAGGAAGAAAGAACCGUUACACACAGGGCUUCAGGUUGUCGAGUUGAGCCCUUCGCUAUGCGCCGAGACAGAAGACCCACUCGAGUCCAGCCCCAAGUUUGUGAUACAAGAAUCGGCACCUCUCUUGAGCCCCGUAAAAGAAUCCACACAAGACACAGAAUCGGAAAAAUGCGAAGCACUUAUGAGUCCAACAAUGUGUAGGCCAGAUAUGCAGGAAACAGCAACAGUAGAAUGGGCUUCACAGACGAGAAAAGUAUCUAGAACGCAAAAGCCGCCAGUUGUGGAGCAGGAAGUGACUGCAUCUUCAACGCAGAUUGCGGAAAGCAUUGGCGAAAACUUCCAUGCGAAAGAAGAGAGAAGACCGCAUCAGAUGGUUCCUGCUUCUACUAAAGACAAGCACGGGGCUAAGGAAAUCAUUUCAAUGGAUGGGGUUCAAGAGAGCUUGAACAGUAAAGUCAGGUCAAUAAUUCUUCCCACAGAAUACAAUGCAAUCCAAGAUAAUCGUCAUGAAAAACAGAAGGACACGAUGGAAAUUGAAACAGAAGCUACUGUCACGACACCUCCUGCCAAAUCUAGGAAAAGAAUGAUGACCAACAUUGUAGGGAACGGUGAAGUGGCGGAGAAACGAGGAGCUACAACAUCGAAAUUGUCUUCCGAAGAAGACACUUCGGAAACGGUUGACAGGCUGCAGCUUGAUACUCAAGAUACGUUUUAUGCAAGCGCUACGGGCUCGAAGGGCACACCAGUUGCCACCACUGUUUACGACAAUAUUAGCAGGAUCAAGGAGCGUUCCAGUGGAAAGAAUGAGCUGAAAGAAAAUGAGAGAUCUACAGAAGUCAUUGCAGUGGAUUCAACUCAACAUAACCCGUCACCAUAUCUGCUUUGCAAGCCCACCUCACCACAAAUGCAUCCACCGAAUACUGUAAACGAGGAGACAAAACCACGAAAAUCAAGAAGAAGGGCAAGAGAGGCACCUGAAAUGCAGAAGACAACUGAUAAAGGAUCGAAACGUGCACGACAUAAGAGCAGCAAGGAAGAAAGUUCGAAUAAGGAAGAAUUGGAAGAAACCACCAUGGAAGAAACGCUAGAUACAGCUUCACCAACGAAAGAUGGGACAUCAGUGACGCACACCCCAUCAUCGACUAGUAACGAGAGACGCACUCGAAAUAGUGAUUUCUCCAAGUCAACAUACAGCUACGAAGCAUCGCUGUCCUCUGAAAAGAAGGAGGGAUCAAGUUCAGCUCGAAAGGGAAGGAGGUCGUCUCUGGAAAUUGAUGCAUGCUUGGAUCACGAAUCACCCGUCCGUGUGCUGACCACUGGAAUUGAGCUGACAGCAUCACAAAAGAAUAUGAUUAAGAGGAUUGGUGGUGUACUGCUUCAGAACAUCGGCGAUGCGCACAACGCAACUCAUGUGAUUGCUGGGUCUACGGCCAGCUCAAUGAGACGAACGCCGAAGCUAAUGAUUGGCUUGUGCAAGACCAAUAAUAUAGUCGACGUUGAGUGGUUGAUUCAAUCGUUCAAACAUCACAAAGCGUUGCCAAGCACAAGGUUUCAACUAUUGCAAGAUUCGCAAGCAGAAGCGCAGUAUAACUUUGAAAUGAGAAAAUCUCUUCGACGAGCGGGGAGAAUGCGUACCUUGGGAAUUUCAUUGCUAGAUAAAUAUACUUUGUUGGCAUGCCCUGGAGUUCUUGGGAACAAGAAAAAAGGCAACAUGACGCCGCCAACUAGGGAAUUCCGGCUCAUUAUUGAGGCUGCCGGUGCAUCAUGGGUCCCAUCACUUGCAAAAGUUGGCAAUUUCUCCAAGCUUAUCAUCGUAGUUAGCAAGCUUGAAGACGAAGCAAAAAAGCAGCUCGCAACCAAAAAGGUUGCCGAAGCUUUGACAAAAGGAGCUAUCUCGAAAUCGACGGAAGAAAUCUUCGAUAGCAUCAUGCAGCAACAGUUUAUUCCAUAA